UUUUCUUUUUUUUUUUGCGGUGCCAGAAUAGAACACCCUCUCCUCUACAUUUAACCAGAAAUCUCCUUCCUUGUUUCCAAAAUGCUGCGAUACUGGGGAGAGAUACCAGUCUCCUCGAGCCAGACCAACAGAAGUUCUUUUGAUUUGCUCCCAAGGGAGUUACGCCUGGUGGAGGUGCACGACCCGCCCCUGCACCAACCGUCCGCCAACAAGCCCAAGCCGCCCACGAUGCUGGACAUCCCGUCCGAGCCGUGCAGCCUCACCAUCCACACCAUCCAGCUCAUCCAGCACAACCGGCGCCUGCGCAGCCUCAUCGCCACCGCGCAGGCGCAGAGUCAGCAGCAGGCGGAGGGCGUGAAGGCGGAGGAGAGCGAGCCUCUCCCCUCCUGUCCUGGCUCACCGCCUCUUCCCGACGACCUCCUGCCUUUAGACUGUAAGAAUCCCAACGCCCCGUUCCAGAUUCGCCAUAGUGACCCCGAGAGUGACUUUUAUCGCGGGAAAGGCGAGCCCGUGACUGAGCUCAGCUGGCACUCCUGCCGGCAGCUCCUCUGCCAGGCGGUGGCCACAGUCCUGGCCCACGCGGGCUUCGAGUGCGCCAACGAAAGCGUCCUGGAGACCCUCACCGACGUGGCGCACGAGUACUGCCUGAAGUUCACCAAGCUGCUGCGCUUCGCUGUGGACCGGGAGGCCCGGCUGGGGCAGACGCCCUUCCCGGAUGUCAUCGAGCAGGUCUUUCACGAAGUGGGCAUCGGCAGCGUGCUCUCCCUGCAGAAGUUCUGGCAGCACCGCAUCAAGGACUAUCACGGCUACAUGCUGCAGAUUAGCAAGCAACUCUCGGAAGAGUACGAAAGGAUUGUCAACCCGGAGAAGACCACCGAGGACACUAAGCCUGUGAAGAUCAAGGAGGAGCCUGUGAGUGACAUCCCCUUUCCUGUCAGCGAGGACGUGGAGGCUGACCUGGCCCCUGGGGACCAGUCUCUGCCCAUGGGGGUGCUGGGCGCUCCGAGCGAGCGCUUCCCUUCUAACCUGGAGGUGGAGGCUUCGCCUCAGGCUUCAGGUACAGAGGUGAACGCGUCCCCUCUUUGGAAUUUGGCACAUGUGAAAAUGGAGCCCCAGGAAAGUGAAGAAGGCGCCGUCUCUGGGCACGGCGUGCUGGGCAGCGACGUCUUUGAGGAACCCAUGUCGGGUAUGAGCGAAGCGGGAAUCCCCCCCAGCCCCGAUGACUCCGACAGCAGCUACGGCUCCCACUCCACCGACAGCCUCAUGGGCUCCUCCCCGGUGUUCAACCAGCGCUGCAAGAAACGGAUGAGGAAAAUAUGAGAAACAAAUUCUCUGCUCAGACCUACAAGCCGGACAGAAAACUGGGAUUUGUCCCCAGAAAGAGACACUUGACUCAAACACUGGGAUUUCCUGAUUUCAGCGGAACUUGAUUUUAUCAAACACACACGUGUCUGCUUUUCACUUUUGCAUUUUUUAGAUGCCCACAACCACCCCAUCACGGGUAGGUGGUGCUGCUGGCAUGGUCGUUGGGAGACCACAGACCCGUUCCCCACUGUUGUCUUGACUGUGACUAGACGUUCCUUAGCGUCUCUCGAGCCAUUUCUCUUGUUGACUGAGACCCUGCAGGGUUUGGGAAGACUGAUAACGUCAUAAAAACCAUAUGAUGAUUUUGA
Sorex araneus (European shrew) is the source of this 1673-nucleotide messenger RNA. RefSeq names its product SPT7 like, STAGA complex subunit gamma (gene SUPT7L). The transcript is spliced from 4 exons. The record is from RefSeq and is a predicted model, not a curated record. Gene Ontology annotation, molecular function: transcription coactivator activity; protein heterodimerization activity. NCBI's taxonomy places the organism in Eukaryota, Metazoa, Chordata, Mammalia, Eulipotyphla, Soricidae. The coding region runs from base 82 to 1320 and encodes 412 amino acids. Gene Ontology annotation, cellular component: SAGA complex.